GGCACCGGCCGCGCAGCUGGAGGCGGUGGAGCGGAAGCCUGGACUCCAUCUCUAGCCCCAAGCUGGCUGGCACUCUCCCUCCCUGUCUGUGUAGGCCUGGGGACCUCAGUAGCCUGAGAAGAAAGAGAAGCUGUGAAGUUUAAACCAUGGCUGCAAUACGGAAGAAGCUGGUGAUUGUGGGCGACGGGGCCUGUGGGAAGACCUGCCUUCUCAUUGUCUUCAGCAAGGAUCAGUUCCCCGAGGUCUACGUCCCUACUGUCUUCGAGAACUACAUCGCAGACAUUGAAGUGGAUGGCAAGCAGGUGGAGCUGGCUCUGUGGGACACAGCAGGGCAAGAAGACUACGAUCGCCUCCGGCCUCUGUCCUACCCGGACACUGACGUCAUCCUCAUGUGUUUCUCCAUUGACAGUCCUGACAGCCUGGAAAACAUUCCCGAGAAGUGGACCCCGGAGGUGAAGCACUUUUGCCCCAAUGUGCCCAUCAUCCUAGUGGGGAAUAAGAAGGAUCUGAGGCAAGAUGAGCACACCAGAAGGGAGCUGGCCAAGAUGAAACAGGAGCCUGUUCGAUCUGAGGAAGGCCGGGACAUGGCGAACAGGAUCAGUGCCUUUGGCUACCUUGAGUGCUCAGCCAAGACUAAGGAAGGGGUGCGGGAGGUAUUUGAGAUGGCCACUCGGGCUGGCCUACAGGUCCGCAAGAAUAAGCGCCGGAGGGGCUGUCCCAUUCUCUGAGUUUCCCAAGAUCUCUUCAGUUUUCCCUCCCUCCCCCUCACAGGGGUUCAAAAUACCCCUAUCCCAUUCCACCCUUGUAGGGCUCCAUGAUGCCAGUUUCUGUUUUGGUUCUUUCCUGCCCAGGACUGCAUGAGUUUUCCCAGCCCCACCUGGGGGCUGGUAGGCCCUUUCCUCCCUGCCUCUGGGAACCAGGCUAGUGUCCUGCCCUUCCUGAGCAGGGCCCCUCCUCCUGCCGCAUUGGUCCACGGUUAGGGCUCAUAGUCCCUUCGGCCUUCCCUCUAUCACACACCAGCACUUUAUAUUUCUGGCUCACAGGAGGAGUCUGGGGUGGCGUUUCUGCUUUGGGUAGUAGCCUCACCUCUGACUUGACUCAGUGGGAGGGCAGGACAUGAAUAAAGGUCAAAGGUUGCACCAUG
Arvicola amphibius (Eurasian water vole) is the source of this 1144-nucleotide messenger RNA. It is a transcript of the gene Rhoc, whose product is annotated as ras homolog family member C. Gene Ontology annotation, molecular function: GTPase activity; GTP binding. The transcript has 6 exons. The coding region runs from base 147 to 728 and encodes 193 amino acids. Gene Ontology annotation, biological process: small GTPase-mediated signal transduction. The record is from RefSeq and is a predicted model, not a curated record. Gene Ontology annotation, cellular component: neuron projection. NCBI's taxonomy places the organism in Eukaryota, Metazoa, Chordata, Mammalia, Rodentia, Cricetidae.